CAACGCCCAGAGUGCGGGCGGCUCACUUGACCGCAGUAACAUGGCCGGUCUCUCAUGUAGCCCCGCUCCAGCAGCUCCAGGGACAGUUGCCGAUCUUACCGUUCCAUGGUCCGGCUCUACUAUCAAUGGGGCCCCAGAACCCGAGGCUGCCUCAACCCUGCCGGAGGAUCCGUGGCUUCGCCUGGGAGCGAAGCCUAGGACAACGGCGGGGCCCGCUUCCUCCCCUGUACCUGCGGUGGCUCAGGUGUAUGCCGGUGGAAAAGUGGAGGCUCCGGUCAGCUCCACUCCGUGCCAGCCGGAGCUCUGGUCCGUUGCCUGCAGGGACAAACACCAUGCUGUGCCUCCAUCCCCUCCCUCAUCGCCUCCGGCCAUCCCGCUGACCAACAGUGUUUCCUCAGGGGGGUCCUCCACACUGGGGGCUGUGUCUGGUCUGCUGCUGGGGGUGUUGUCCUCGGGUCUCCUCGGCUAGUUGGGGGGCUCCCUACCUCGGUGUGAGGUCCCUGUGUCUGUCGUGGUCGGGGAGUCUGGGUGCCGGCGCCUCCGGCGGGCACGGCCUGGAGCUCCUCCCGGUGUGGACGGCCCCAAUGGAGGCGUUUUCCACAAUCGUCAGUGCCACGCCAUGUCUUCCUAUAGCCAUUGGUGACAGGGUGUGUGUGUGUGUGUAUAUAUAUAU
This is a messenger RNA of Acanthochromis polyacanthus (spiny chromis), 673 nucleotides long. RefSeq names its product protein capicua homolog. The transcript is spliced from 2 exons. NCBI's taxonomy places the organism in Eukaryota, Metazoa, Chordata, Actinopteri, Pomacentridae. The record is from RefSeq and is a predicted model, not a curated record. Bases 41 to 469 code for a protein of 142 amino acids.